Zychaea mexicana is the source of this 1512-nucleotide messenger RNA. RefSeq names its product glycosyl transferase. NCBI's taxonomy places the organism in Eukaryota, Fungi, Mucoromycota, Mucoromycetes, Mucorales, Lichtheimiaceae. Gene Ontology annotation, cellular component: endoplasmic reticulum membrane. The coding region runs from base 1 to 1512 and encodes 503 amino acids. The record is from RefSeq and is a predicted model, not a curated record. Gene Ontology annotation, molecular function: dolichyl pyrophosphate Man9GlcNAc2 alpha-1,3-glucosyltransferase activity. Gene Ontology annotation, biological process: protein N-linked glycosylation. The transcript is spliced from 9 exons.
AUGAAGCAGGCGAGUCCAGCAUCUCGAUGGCUUCAGCUCCUUACAGCAUCGCAAGGGACAUGGGCAAUUCCCAUCAUCUGCAUACUCGUUCCCUUACUCAUACGAUGGAUUGUCGCGUUGAAUCCUUAUUCAGGUUUCAACACGCCUCCAAAGUACGGCGAUUAUGAAGCCCAACGCCACUGGAUGGAAAUAACCAACGCAUUGCCUACGACUCAUUGGUACCGCUACGAUCUUGACUGGUGGGGUUUAGAUUAUCCGCCUUUGACCGCAUUUCAUAGUUGGUUGUGUGGUUUUGUUGGUUUAUGGAUUAAUCCAGAAUGGUUCGCGUUGGAUACGUCGCGUGGUUAUGAAUCCAUGAACAGUAAGUUUUUCAUGCGGGCCACAGUGGUGGUCUCGGAGGCGUUGAUCUAUUACCCCGCAGUAUGGUGUUUUAGCCGAAUCGUGUUUCCCGAACAACAGAAAAAGGUAUAUCUUCUGGUGUUCCUUAUCCUUAUGCAACCAGCACUUAUUCUCAUCGACCAUGGUCAUUUCCAAUUCAACAGCGUCAUGCUAGGACUCACUUUGUGGGCCAUCAAUGGAUAUUUGACAAAGCACUACGUGUUGGGAUCAGUGUGUUUUUGCUUAGCGCUCGGUUUUAAACAGAUGGCUUUGUAUUACGCUCCUGCGAUCUUCAGCUUUUUACUUGGAACAUGCGUCUCGCUACCACAAAAACAACAAGGACUUUUGCUUUUUAUUCAACUGGGUGUUACUGUCAUUGCAACAUGUGGUCUCUUACUUUCCCCGUGGUUGACAUCCUUGGAUGAUCUGUUACAAAUUUUACAUCGAGUAUUCCCGGUAGCCCGAGGAUUAUACGAGGACAAGGUGGCUAAUGUAUGGUGUGCUAUCAACGUGGUCAUCAAGUUACGCAAUGUGUUAAGUCUGCAGUCGACUGUACGUCUCAGCCUUUGCGCUACUUUGGCUGCCAUUCUACCAAUUAAUAUCCAUCUCGGAGUAUCUCCAUCGCGUUCACGUUUCGGCUAUGCUUUGGUCAAUACAUCGCUUGCGUUCUUUUUAUUUUCUUUCCAAGUGCAUGAGAAAUCCAUCCUAUUGCCAGCUUUACCUGUCUCAUUGAUGUUAUAUCAUGAACCUGAUGCUGUCAAGGUUUUUAUGAAUGUCGCCAUGUUUAGCAUGUUCCCACUACUGAAGCGAGAAGAGCUAGUCAUUCCCUAUUUAGGUGUAACCAUUUUUUGGAACUGGCUUAUGGGUCCGUCGUUUUCAUCACCAGCCACAGCAACCUCUGUUCGGUUCGUCAAAUAUGCGAUCUAUGCCACAUUACUGGUUUGGCAUAUUACUGAAUACUUGGUAGUGCCACCAAGCCAUUGGCCUGACCUAUACAUUGUCGUCAAUGCCGUACUGAGUUGUGGCUAUUUUAUCUUACUGUUUUUGUAUUUUAUAUAUCGCCAAUUCGUUUCCCCUGCUACAGACGUUUUUGGUGAUGACACUUCUGCGGCUACCAAGAUUAAAUCUGCUUGA